Candidula unifasciata is the source of this 2280-nucleotide messenger RNA. NCBI's taxonomy places the organism in Eukaryota, Metazoa, Mollusca, Gastropoda, Stylommatophora, Geomitridae. The record is from the annotation of a GenBank genome assembly.
AUGACAUGUCUUGAGGAUAAAACUGAAUUAAAUAAGGUCUUUGACCUCAUUGAGACUGGAAGUAAUGGACAUUUGGAGCUGGUGCCAGCACUGCAAAUCAGUCAGCAGAAUUUAUCUUCAGCUAGAUUCCCUCAGCUGACGCUACCUGCUGGCAUACCACCAGUUAUACCAACAUGGGAGAAAGAAGUGGAAAAGUAUCUCACAGACAUUGGCAGCUUGCCCAUCCAUGAUUUCACCACAUGUCAGAGACAGAUCAGUCGACAGCCUGACAUUGAAAAGUUGUUCCAUGUGGACAUAUGUCCAGUUCAGACCACAAUCAGAGUUGAAAGAAACCGCACCACCGGGCAACUCUUAGGUUACACAGAGGAACUGAUUCCAGACAGCGCAGAAACUUCCAGAAAUUCUUUAUCUUUGAGGCGAGCCCCAGAAUUACACAGUACAAAGUCCAAGCAAGAUGUGCGUGGGUCAAAUAUUAACCUUCCUUUCUGGCCAGGAGGGUUGGAUGUUGAUGAUCUACUGCAGGCAUCACAGAAUGAAAGCAAAUCUUCUCCAGCGCUGAACCUGGAUGAUGCAAGCCAGUAUCUCUCUAUCCCUCCCGGAUUCCAGGCAGGGAUGACAGUUGUGCACGCACCCAGCAACACCACAGGCAGUAUACAGGAAGUGGUUUCUGAAGUUCCUGACCUUGGCUCUGCUCCAGCAUUGAUUAGCCUGGCUGAUAUCAUGGCUGGGGUGGAUGACCUUGACCUGGAGUCCAGUGAGGAUGAGGAGACAGUUGAUAAGUGCAACCAGCAGGCUGGGCUGGAGGAAGAGAACAAGAAAACAGAGCUCCCUAGAAGUGAGAGUCUGGAAAAGUUAGUUCAGCCUGAAGAUACAGUAAAACCUGAGGAGUCACCUCCAUUAAAAAAGGAGACAACAGCAAAAGAGCAGUGGGCAGUGAAUAUAGAUGUCAGCUCUCCGGUUCAUGAUUUCUACAAAAGGAUACCUGACAUGGCAUACAAGUGGCCAUUUGAGCUGGAUAUUUUCCAGAAACAAGCCAUUUUAAAACUUGAAAGUCAUGACAGUGUUUUUGUGGCUGCCCAUACGUCGGCAGGAAAGACGGUUGUGGCUGAAUAUGCUAUUGCACUGUCACUCAAACAUAUGACAAAGACGAUCUACACCUCCCCAAUCAAAGCACUUUCCAAUCAGAAGUUCCGAGAUUUCAAACAGACGUUUGGAGAUGUUGGUCUAGUCACAGGGGACGUGCAGCUGAAUCAGACAGCAGCUUGCCUCAUUAUGACUACAGAGAUCCUCAGGUCUAUGUUGUACAACGGCUCAGACAUCAUCCGUGACCUGGAGUGGGUCAUAUUCGAUGAGGUUCACUACAUCAAUGACUCCGAGAGAGGCGUUGUGUGGGAGGAAGUUCUCAUCAUGCUGCCUGACCAUGUCAGUGUCAUCUUGUUGAGUGCCACAGUUCCAAACACGAUGGAGUUUGCUGACUGGGUUGGACGAACAAAGAAGAAGAAAAUCUAUGUAGUCAGUACCACCAAGAGGCCAGUACCGUUGGAACACUACCUCUACACAGGCAACAGCACCAAAACCUGCAACGAGCUUUUCCUGCUGGUGAAUGCUAAAGGCUGUUUUAUAACGACUGGGUACAGUAAAGCCAUAGAGGCUAAAAAGGAAAGAGCAAGCAAGAGCUCUCAGAACUUUGGUGCUAAAGGAAUCAGACAAGGCAAUCCCUCACAGGACAAGAACACCUGGCUAUCUGUGAUAGAAAUGCUGAGAAAGAAAGACAAGUUGCCUGUUGUAGCUUUCACAUUUUCAAAGAAAAAGAUUGAAGAAAACUCAGCCAACCUGCAGAGUGUGGAUCUGACCACAGCCUCAGAGAAGAGUGAGAUCCACAUCUUCUUUCACAAGUGUAUAUCUAAACUGAAGGGAUCAGACAGAAGCCUACCGCAAGUGCUACAGUUUGAGGAUUUGCUGAAGCGGGGACUUGGUGUCCACCACAGCGGAGUACUGCCAAUACUGAAAGAGGUUGUGGAGAUGUUGUUUCAGAAAGGCCUAGUCAAGAUUCUCUUUGCCACAGAAACGUUUGCCAUGGGAGUCAAUAUGCCAGCUAGAACAGUAAUCUUUGACAGUAUCCGCAAACAUGAUGGCAUCAACUUCCGCAACCUCCUGCCAGGAGAGUACAUACAAAUGGCGGGAAGGGCAGGCAGACGAGGAUUGGACACUACGGGAACUGUGAUCCUCCUGUGCAAGGGGGAUGUCCCUGAGAUGUCUGAGCUGCACCAGAUGAUGCUG